Molecule: messenger RNA, 732 nt
Organism: Terrapene triunguis (Three-toed box turtle)
Lineage: Eukaryota; Metazoa; Chordata; Testudines; Emydidae
Product: granzyme H-like
Exons: 5
Coding region: 1-732 (243 amino acids)
Biological process (GO): proteolysis
Molecular function (GO): serine-type endopeptidase activity
Source: RefSeq, a predicted model, not a curated record
AUGAGACAGGCCUGCAGCCUCUUAAUCCUACUCGCUCUGCUGUUCCCCGCGUCCGCCCAUGCUGGAGCUUCAUGGAGUGAGAUUGUGGGGGGGCAUGAAGCCAAGCCCCACUCCAGACCCUACAUGGCCUAUCUGAAGAGGACCACCUUGGAUUUCUGCGGGGGAUUUCUGGUGGACCCAGGCUGGGUGAUGACGGCUGCUCACUGCAGGGGGAACCUGACAGUCACCUUAGGCGCUCACAAUAUCCACAAGCAAGAGAACUCCCAGCAAACGUUUGAGGUUCAAAGCUAUCACCCGCACCCCGCCUACAAAGAACGUCCUAGAGUCAAUGACAUCCUUUUGCUGAAGCUGAAGAGGAAAGCCAAACUAAACAAAUACGUCCGUGUCAUUCACCUGCCCAAGGCCAACAGAAAUGUCGCCCCAUGGAGCCAGUGCAGCACAGCUGGAUGGGGUUUUAUCGACCAGGGAAAAACCACCGACAAGCUCUUUGAGACCAACGUCACCAUCCGGCCACCAAAGCAAUGCCGCUCUUUGAACCCCGGGAUAACUAACGGCAUAAUCUGUGCAGUGAGCGAACAGUGGGUCAAGGACUGCAGCCAGGGGGAUGAUGGUGGCCCUCUAGUCUGCAAAGGGACAGCACAAGGAAUCUUCUCCUAUGAUUUCAAACGCCCUCCUGGCUUUUACACUCGCAUUGCCUCCUACCUUCCCUGGAUUGAGAAAACCAUGCAGUAA